AUGUUGUUCAGACUCAUCGCGGCGGCAGCACUCUACGCUGGCCUGAGCACAGGAUGUGAGGACCAUGACUGGACCACACCGGUCAUGGGAGGCUACCUCAUUCACAAUCUCAUGGCCAGAACGCAGCCCGGAGCUUUGGAGACCUUGCCACAGCAGAUCAAGGACCUUCACUGGGGCCAGAUCAACUUCCUCUCCACGACGGAUACCCAUGGAUGGUUGGCAGGUCAUUUGUUGGACGAGAACUACAGUGCCGACUAUGGCGAUUUUGCCGACUUCGUUAGCAAGAUGAAGGCAAAAGCCGAUGUCCUGGGAGUAGACCUUCUUCUUGUAGACUCUGGUGAUUUGCACGAUGGCACUGGCUUUGGUGAUGUGACUACGCCCAAUGGCAAAUUCACCCUGCCAAUCUUCAAGCGACUGCCAUAUGAUCUACUAUCUAUCGGCAACCACGAACUGUACACCACUCAAAUCGCAAAUGAUACAUAUCACAACUUUGCGCCGAACUGGGGAGGCCGCUAUGUGACCAGCAACGUCGACAUCUACGAUGGCGGUGUACAGAAGCCGUUCUCCGAACGAUAUGCCUAUUUCGAGACGAAGAUGGGAAUCCGCAUCAUGUCUUUCGCGUUCAUAUUCAACUUCACUGGCAACAGCAACGCCUCCGUGGUCACUCCAGUCGGCACCGCAGUGCAGCAGUCUUGGUUCACCGAGCAGGUCCAGAGGAAAGAUAUCGACCUCUUUCUAGUCUCUGGCCACAUCACCCUUCGUGACUCUGCCGAGUGGAACCUCAUCUACAAUGCUAUCCGCACCUAUCAGCCAAAUACUCCCAUCCAAAUCUUCGGUGGUCAUCGCCACAUUCGUGAUGCCGUUGCGUGGGAUGCCGCGGCUAUGGGCGCGGCAGCUGGACGAUAUUGCGAGACUGUAGGCUGGACGUCGAUAGAUGGCCUGCCAUCCAAUGUGACUAAAGCAAAGUCCCCGAUGGGAGCAGGCGAUAUCAAGAUCACUGCCAGCAAAGCCACGAACUCCACCGGAGGUGUCAGGAUUAAUGCCACCAGACUUGCAUCGUCAAGCCUAACCUACAGCCGCCAAUUCCUGGACUUCAACAGGCCAACCUUCGAAAAGCACACCGCAUCCCUCAACCAAGGCCUCGACACACCCUACGGCACAGGAAUCACGGCAGACAUCACCAAGAACAUCUCCUCCCUACCACAACUCACACACCUCAUCGGCUGCGCCCCAGACAACUACUACCUCAACUAUGUGCCCGUAACCUCCUCCAACAACCUCUUCAACUACCUCACCACCAAAAUCUUCCCCGCCGUAGUCUACGCCCAAGACCGCAACGACACGCCCCGCAUCAUCAUGACCAACACCGGCGGCUUCCGCUACGACCUCCUCAAGGGUCGCUUCACAGUCGAUAACGCCUACCAGGCAAACCCAUACACGAACGGCUGGCAGUAUAUGACCGCACCCUGGUCCGUAGCGAAGGAUAUCCUCGCAAACAUGCAGACCGACACAGUCUAUAAGCGUCAGGAACUGCCCGAGACGACGUACGAUAAUGCCACUGGCUUGUAUGAAACUGCUGGCUAUGUCACGAAGGAUGACUUUGGGACUGAGGGUGAUAACACUAUCCACUACAACCAGGGGUACUACAGCGCGCCGCACUAUGUCGCUGCCAACGUGUCGACUGCGAAUAUUACAGAUGACUCGACCUUGGUGGACGUCUAUGUCACGACCUUCUUCGCUGCUGCGGCGGCGAAGUACUUACAGGGCAACACCACGAAUUGGGUAAAUGUGACAAACAGCACUGGCGGCGUCUUCACGAGUUAUGCGACGAUUCCAAAGUAUGCUGAGUUGUAUUGGAGCAAGGACUGUUGA
Fulvia fulva is the source of this 1872-nucleotide messenger RNA. RefSeq lists its product as uncharacterized. Gene Ontology annotation, cellular component: cytosol. The transcript is spliced from 3 exons. Gene Ontology annotation, biological process: nucleotide catabolic process. The record is from RefSeq and is a predicted model, not a curated record. NCBI's taxonomy places the organism in Eukaryota, Fungi, Ascomycota, Dothideomycetes, Mycosphaerellales, Mycosphaerellaceae. Bases 1 to 1872 code for a protein of 623 amino acids. Gene Ontology annotation, molecular function: hydrolase activity.